This is a messenger RNA of Diaporthe batatas, 870 nucleotides long. RefSeq lists its product as uncharacterized. The record is from RefSeq and is a predicted model, not a curated record. Lineage: Eukaryota; Fungi; Ascomycota; Sordariomycetes; Diaporthales; Diaporthaceae. The transcript has 3 exons. Bases 1 to 870 code for a protein of 289 amino acids.
AUGGCUGACCACAACGGCGCCGAGGCUUCAGCGCCUGCCUCAGCCCAAGACAACAACCAUGUGUUCCAGUCCUUCCAAGAGUACAGAUGGGACCUAGACAAGGACUUCCUCGGAGGCCUCGUCCUUGCCCUCGGCGGCUACCAUGCCCUGGCACAGACGGCGUCGCAGGCUGAUAUCGUCAUGCACUCGCGCAUAUUCUACUUCGCCCGCAUCAGCGGCACCACCAUCCCCUUCGCUGGCUACAGGGACUGGCUGCGAGCCGGCUUCCACGCCGGCCACCAGCCUCGUCUCUGGGAGUGGGACCUGCUGGAGGCGCUGUGCAACCACCGCGACAGGCUCGCCUCUGCCGGCGCCGGCGCCGCCUCUUUGGCCUCGAGGCGCGAGGAGGCUGCCGCUGAGAAGGCACGAUGGGUCCGGGCGCUCCUCGACGCCGACACGACGCCUCAGGCCCGGUCCGCAACGGGGGCUGGUAAUGAUGGCGGCGCUGGUGCGGGGGCAGCCGACGAGUCCACGCCAUCGUGGAUGGCUGCCGCGCCCAAGAGCGAGCUGUACGUCGACCGCACCCUUGCUGCCAACGCCGAGGACGGCGACGAUUCUUCCCCCGCCUACCCAGAGCGGUUCGCCGCAAUCAUCAAGGCCGUUCAGACGGGCGAGCCUGUCGAGGGCAUUGUCGAGAUCCCUGACAUAGUAGCAAGAAACCCGACUACGACUCCGUUUGGAUCGAUGGCCAGGCCACCAAAGCCCUGGGAGAAGGCCCAGCCAGAUGCGGGCACUGAGCUUCACGUUGGAGGGGAGCACGGUCUGGCCGCCCAGGUCGAUGAGAAGUUUCCAGACAGCGAAGCCGAGACGCCUGGAGGCCCUGCUUCAUGA